Molecule: messenger RNA, 6247 nt
Organism: Acanthaster planci (crown-of-thorns starfish)
Lineage: Eukaryota; Metazoa; Echinodermata; Asteroidea; Valvatida; Acanthasteridae
Product: leukocyte receptor cluster member 8-like
Cellular component (GO): nucleus
Source: RefSeq, a predicted model, not a curated record
UUCCGUCUGAUCGUGAUGACUAUGGUACAUGUAAUAGCCGUCAACACCAUCCUCUACAAUCGACGUCACAUCCUGUGUACCAGGAUCCCUGAAAUUCGUCACUUUCGAAAAAAAAUGGCGAAUGUCGCUUGGCCUGGCGUUCCAAAUCAGUCUGCGCCGUCCUCUCAUUGGGGACAGUAUAAUCCGGGGGUUAUGCCACCAAUGCCUGGCACUGAAGGAGCCCCCAAUGCAAGUUGGGAAAUCGCUCGAAAGGCCUUGGAGAAGUUAGGCGAUGAACCAUUACCGGAUGCAGCAGGUACCAUCUUGGGAAGAAGCAGCGGUAAGUCAAGUGAAAUGACCAAGACAGAUGCAGGAAAGAAGAAGAGCCCGAAGAAUCAGCCAGCAAAGGACAAGCAGCAGACGAAACAAGACGGAGAAACAGAUCAACAGCAGCAAAUGCAGCAGCAGAUGAAACAAAUGCAGCAAAUGCAGAUGCAGCAGUACGCCAAUUACUACAGCCAUUACAGUGGAAUGAACCCAGCCCAGUUUGGUUAUGGGUAUGGCAUGCCCCCACCAAUGGGCCAGUAUGGCAUGAUGCCAGGCUAUCAGCAGGGACAGGACGUGUAUCAACAGUACCAGCAAGGAAUGCUCGGUAACUUUCCAAACCACCCUCCAUCGCAGGGUCCGCCAUUCCCACCAGGUGCCCCCCCUCCGAGCCAGCCCCCACCCCAGAACCCCCCGCUCCCUUCUGCGCCCAGCGACAGUGUAGGUAAGACCACAGGUGAGGAGAAUAAAUUAGGUAAUAACAGCAGUGGCAACUCGCAGCAGGGUGGCAAUGGGGGGAACAGGGUUGGUGGUGCUGGUGGCAGGAUGGGCCAGUCCAACCAGGGUGGUACAGGAAGCAGUUAUGGCUUCCCUGGCCCUAUGAAUAGAGAAGUUCCUACUCCUAAGAGAGCUGCUGAUGACUGGAAUUCUCCACCGCUCAAGCAGCCUCCUGAUGCAGGAGGAAUCAGGUUCAAUAUGCGUAAGAGACCAGGGUUCUCCAGCGGAGCGAACAUAGACAGCAACUCUAACAACACCCAGCAGCAACAGCAAAGAAACCAGCAGCUUCAGCAGCAGCAGCAGCAGUACUGGCAGAAGAACCACAGGCAACAACAGCAGUACCAUCAGCAGCUGAGACAGCGUCAGCCUCAACACCAGCGACAGCAGCAGCAUCAACAGCAGCGUCAUCAACAGCAGUGGCAACAAACAAGCAGACAGCAAGGUCUUGAAGGAGGCCAGAUGCAGGCUGGUGCUCCCUCUCCAGUCGGCAGUGGCGAUACAAGCAAACAAGCAGACAAAGCACCUGCACAAGCUGGAAGUACGCCGGCAUCACACACUGAUUGGCCUGACAGCUUAAAAGAAUACGUGCAGAGAGCUUUUAGUUGCUGUGAUUCUGAAAUCGACAAAGAUGCCAUUGAAGCAAAACUCAAAGAGAUACUCACAGAUGCAUUCACAGAUGGCACAGCCUGGACAAAGGAUUGGGAUAAACAGCCUCUACCAAAUGAACUUUUGGCCAGCCCAAAGAAGGUGUCCCGAUGGGACGCAUCUGUCCACCCCCUAAGCCAACAACCUCCACCCCAACGGAAUCUCUCCCAGAACACACAGCCGCGCGCAGGCCACACUGCAGGUUACGACAGCCGGCACUCUGCUGUACCUGUACACUCACGCUCUGGACGGAGGAUAUAUGGUUUUGCGCGAGAACGCUCCUACAGCCGCUCCAGGUCGCGCUCCUGGAGUCGGUCCAGAAGCAGGUCACGUAGCCGAAGCAGGUCUCCAUACUCCAGGAGGUCAAACAGGAGACGACGUUACAGCAGUGAUAGUGAUUCGGAGGGUAGACGUAGCCGGGACCACAGGGACGACUAUAUCCCCCUGCGGGGAGACUGGAAAGAAAUGCAACUGGAGAAGGCACAGGCAAAAGGACGAGGGGGUAGGGACAAGGGUCAGGACAGGGGUCGUGGAAGGGGCAAGGGCCGUGGUAGAGGUCGCAACAAUGAGGCUGGUGAAUCCAACAAAGAUAACAAACAGGCAGUGAAAAAAGUUGGAAAAGGAAGGGGAAAACAACAAAAUAUGAAAGGAUUUGACUAUCAAGAUCCUCAGAAAGAAAUGAGGAUGCAGAAGCGAGCAGCCCGCUUCCAGGACCAUCUGGGCGAUUCAGCUUCCAAAAAGAAGCAAAGAACUCAAAAACUCACCCUGCAGAUUGAUGGCUUCUUGCAAGGGAAUGAAGAGGAAGAUUCAGGCUGGUCCCUUGAACCAAUUGUUGGUACCAGUCAAGAAAUCACCAAGCAGUACUUACGUCUAACUACGGCACCUGAGGCAUCGACAGUCCGUCCUGUCCCAGUUCUCAGAAAAUCUUUGGCAAUGGUCAAGGAUCACUGGAGGACAAAGCAGGACUAUGCCUUUGUGUGUGAGCAGCUCAAGUCCAUCCGUCAAGAUCUAACAGUGCAGUGCAUAAGAGAUAACUUCACUGUUGAGGUGUAUGAGACUCAUGCAAGAAUUGCACUCGAAAAGGGUGACCGAGAGGAAUUCAACCAGUGUCAGACUCAGUUGAAGGCCCUGUAUGCUGAGGAGCAUAUUGAGGCCCAAAACAUGAAAGAGUUCACUGCUUACCGCAUACUCUACUGCCUGCUCACCAAAAACACACUCAGUCUUUCCACUGACUUGGUUAACUUAAAACCUGAAAUCCGUAAGGACCCAGUAGUUAAGCAUGCGUUGGCCCUCCGCUCAGCCUGGGCCCUGUCGGACUAUCACAAUUUUUUCAAGCUGUAUCGUUGUGCACCGUGCAUGGGUGCCUAUUUGAUAGACAUGUUCCUGGAGAGGGAGAGGAAAAGUGCAUUGUCUGCAAUUAUCAAAUCAUAUCGGCCCAAUCUGGAUGUUGCUUUCAUUGAGCGUGAGCUGGGGUUUGAGAGUCCCGAAGCAUGCCUUGUGUUCUUGAAAAGCUGUGGGGCAACACUGAUGGGAGACGACACUAAGUUGGACUGCAAGCUGAGCAUGGCCAUCUUGGCCUCGCUCUAGGGUGGCUGGGGUGAUGGGUGGUGCCAUUUUUCCCCCCUCAGAAUUCAACCUGCCUUCUAAAUCCAGUGGUGUUUAAGUCUCGGUUUGAUAAAACCUUCAAAUGGACCAUCAGCGUAUGCAGAAGAAUAGCAGCCAUCACCAGCGCGCCAUCCUGAGAUCCAGAUAGCUCCUCUCAGAUUGGGACCUUUACCUCAUUCAGUGCUUAGAAAGUAUGUCCUCCACACAGUGCAUAAAAGGCCAGAUUCUCCACCAAACACUCAUGAUUUCCAGCUGUGAUCCAGCAUAAACGCACUGGAAAUUGAAUACGUUUAACCUAGAUGUUUUGAUAAUCUGUUCAACCCAGAUGGCACGUUUUGAUAUGAUUGCCUCAUUCAUCCCAGCUGCAUUUCUCACAGACUCCACUUAUUGAAGCAUUAAAUCGGUGAAGCGUCACAUCAAGGCGUGCAUUUCACCUGUUCUUACUAAAGUGAACUCAAUGUCUUAAAGUGUGGCUGAGCCCUGGAGUGUUUUUCAAAUUUGCCAUGUGGAUUUCAUGCCAUUGCAACGUCAGUUCGAGAGAAACCCAGUUCAAGAGAGGGGAUGGAGUCAGGGGUUUGAAGUUGCAGGAACACUUCCUGUGUCAUUGUACCUGAUAAUUCAUCCAGCUGAUUUUCGUAGGUCACACUGAAGUUCAAGGUUUUGAACAACUUAAUCUUGUCUCAAAGUGAUGCCACUGAACAGCGAAGGAAUCAUUUGAACCGACAACAUUUCACUUCCAACAAAGUCUCCUGCAGCUAGAAAUGACUAUGAACAAUAUUUUGAUGUCUUCUGAUGUUCACCUUGGUGCUCCCUCACCUGCUGAGCUGUUGAUGCUUUGCCAUUCUUCCAGUUUUGGAUUGGCACCUACCCAUCUCCCAACCCAACCAGCCAUAAGAUAACGUUUUCUUUGUCCAAUAUGGAGUUGAAAUGUUUUUGUUUUAUUUUUGUUUUGAUGCUUUUCUCAAUCUUUUCACAGGAAGAUCAGCGUAACACCUGCUACCUUUAUUCAUUUCACAAUGAUCUGUGCAGCAGGUAGAAAUGACAAACUUUCCAAAUAUGUGCUUUCACUUUAUCAGUCUUCCUCAUCUUCCUCCCCCCCCCCCAUUUUCUGAGUGGUCCGUUUUUCUUUGCAGAAAUCGUGUUGUUAAUUUCGUACGGCCUUGUGACCAGUUUAUUUUUAUCUUUUGCCACAAGGCCCAUAAUAAUUCAUGUGUGUCAGCUUGCAAAUAACAAGUAAGAAGGUGCUUGUUUGUAUCCUGUUAAUUUUCUCGAAGCAUGGACACAUUUAUAUUUGAUUCUCCGAGAGGGAAACGAGCAAUAACAAAAAGCCGGGGUAAUUUUUGAAAAUUGCUUAAUUUUACAGUCCUUGUAACAAAUGGAUGCUUUGCGACACUUGGUGACGGCUGACAAACAAGUCCUUUUCCACAGAUGUGCGAGUGCUCAGAACUACCUUGCAUACCCAGAACUGUGCACACAUGCCCAGAAUUGCCAAAAAGGACCAGUUUGUCUUCUGCCACCAAGUGUCACAAAGUCUCUCUUUACUAUUUCCUUUUAGUGUUUUAUAUGUCACAUGCUAUCACAGAUGCUGCAUGUGUCAUUUUUCAUUGCUUAGUUGACAGUGCGAGCUUUGAAAAUGAAAGUGGUCUUAUCUGAAGAACCUCAUAUAGAUGUUUUAUAUAUUGAGAAUAUUGCAAGAAUUCUGCUUCUCCAAAAGGAGUAGUUUUAAAUUGAUUCCUAUAUCACAAGGCACUAAUUCCUCAAAUUGAAUUAUUGAAAAUUUGUACAAAUGAAUUGUCCAUGUUGUAAAAUGGUGAUAUGGGUGUUAAUAGAGAUGUUGACAGCGAUUUAUAUGAAAAAAUUGCAAAGUUUCUCCAUUUUGAACUGAUGUGUCAAAUUUAAAAUGUAUUCGAUGAAGAUUGCAAGACCCUAUUGACCUUUUUUGACUGUUUGGUACACAUUUGCCAUGAAGCUAGGGGUGUAUGUCAGAGGAAGAAAUUGUGUUUGGUAUCGUCAAGAACGGAACUCGAAUGGGGUUUGAUGCCCAGCAAGUGGAAGCGCAGUGGUGUAGCGACAUUCAAGUUUUCAGCUUGUACGGGACUGGAUGUGCACGAGGGGAAAUGCCACUGCUGCUGAAAUUGUGGUGAUAGAAAAUAGAGCUAUGGAAGGAUACCAGCAUUGCCAUUUGUCAUCAACAUGUACAUUGUCAGACAGAGGUCCUUAUUUCUUGUGUUGAUUACCCCUUAAUACCUGCUUUUAUAUUCUUUGUAGUGCCUGUUAAACCAGUUAUUGUAAGUGCUGCUGCGGAGACUGUGCCCAGAAUUUUUGUAGGCCAGAUACAUGUAGCUAGAUAAAUGAUACGUGUACUGCUUUUCUACCCGAGCAGAUUGUACAUGAUACCAACCACUGAGCUGCCUUUUUCUAGAUUGAAUUGGGGAAGGAAACCGAUGUUGAGUUUAUGUUGAAUUUCGAUAAGUUGUGUGUUAUUCUUAUGCACCGUGUAUCCUAAAUCUUGCAAUCUUCACCUGGCUGACAUUUUGGAUGUGAUAUCAUGUGACGUAUUCCAGUGUUAUUUAUUUUUGUUUUAUUCUUUGCCCUGGCAAAUUGAGUCUUGAUGUAGGCUAGACAUACGCAUACCUUUCAUAAAAUUUACACAGUGUCUGCUUUUAUCGAUGGUGGUAAAAAAGGUAAGCCAACAUUUUUAAAUAUAUGGUUCACGCGUGUUCUCCGUGAUGUUAAGCUUUCAUAAAGACUAACAUGGCUUAUGUGGUUGACCGUACCGACCCUUAGAAGGGUCAGAAAACUUGCUUUAACAUGUCGCUCAUGAAUUCAAGUACGUGUAUUGGGCAGCAUUUUUCCAAGGUCAAGAAUGAUCAUGAAAGGUUGCCCAGAGUGUGUCUUGAAAUAAUAAAAUAUUCACUUCAGAAAUACAAGUAUUUAUGAUAUGCGGGGAUAUGUUUUUUGACACCUUUUAUUGUCGGACGCUCCGAAAUUUACGACGCAUGUCAACAUAGACUUCUCACCAGUCCCUGUGAUGGCUCUCCAAUCAACGAUGAAGGUUUAAGUUUAAUAUACAUUUCAAAGGCUUUUAGUUCACAUGACGUUUGAAUUAGUCGAUGUUAUAUAUUGUUAUAUACAUGUAAUUGUUAUAUAUUGUAAAGUGAACCUUGUGUAGAAAAAAAAAAAUCGUAGAAAGGAA